AUGAAAGAUUCGGCGGAAACAGAUCCUAUAGCUGAUUCUCUCAACCUACUGAGUACACUCCUGGACUCGGAACUACCCAGCGUCACAAACUUCAAAGGGAAAUGGUCACUCGCCCGAGUCAAACUCACCAACCUUCACACUCACCUCACAGAUUUCUCCGGCGAGUUUCCCAACGCCUCCACCACCAACCCCCUCUCCCUCCACCUCCUCCACUCCAUAUCCCACACGCUCCACGACGCCGUUUUACUCGCCGGCACGUGCCAGCUCCAAGACCUUCCCAACGGCAAGCUCAAAACCCAAAGCGACCUCGACUCCCUCCUCGCUACCCUCGACCGCCACGUCACCGACUGCGACAUCCUCUUCCGCAGCGGUCUCCUCCUCGAAAACGCCGCCGUUUCCACCUCCUCUAAAAGAGAAGCCAUCCGCUCUGCAUCGCGAAACCUAAUCACCCGGUUGCAAAUCGGGUCGCCCGAGUCCAAAACCUCCGCGAUGGACUCACUAUUGGGCCUUCUCCACGAAGACGACAAAAAUGUUACCAUUGCUGUGGCCCAGGGGGUCGUUCCCGUGCUCGUGCGCCUACUAGAUUCCCCCUCCGACAUGAAGGAGAAAACCGUCGCCGCUAUCGCCAAAGUCUCCACCGUCGAAAGCGCCAAGACCGUGCUCCUUGCCGAGGGUUUGCUCCUUCUCAACCACCUUCUCCGGGUGCUGGAUUCUGGAAGCGGAUUCGCGAUUGAGAAAGCAUGCAUCGCGCUUCGCGCACUGAGUCUCACCAAGGACAACGCCAGAGCGAUUGGCUCGCGCGGCGGAAUCUCGUCGCUGCUGGAGAUUUGCCAGGCUGGCACCCCUGGCGCGCAGGCCUCCGCCGCCGUCGUGUUGCGCAACCUAGCCGCAUUUUCUGAGAUUAGGGACAAUUUCGCGGAGGAGAAUGCGGUGGUGGUUUUAAUUGCCUUGGCUUCCUCCGGGACUGCUUCGGCGCGUGAGAACGCGAUUGGUUGUUUGUCGAAUUUGAUUUCCGAGGCUGACUCCGAGGGUAUGUUGAAUUUGAGGAUUAUGGUGGUUAAAGAAGGUGGGAUUGAGUGCUUGAAGAAUUACUGGGACUCGGGCACUCCAAUUCCGAGUCUUGAAGUUGCAGUGACGAUGUUGCGGCAUUUGGCUGUGAGUGCUGCAAUUGGGGAGGUUCUGAUUGGUGAAGGGUUUGUUCAGAGGCUUGUGGGGGUGCUGAACUGUGAGGUGCUGGCGGUGAGGAUUGCGGCGGCUAGGGCAGCUCACGCUUUAGGGUUGAACUGUGGGAGGGCGAGGAAGGAGAUGGGGGAAUUGGGGUGCGUGUUGGGUUUGAUUAAGAUGUUGGAUGGGAAGGGUGUAGAGGAGAAAGAAGCUUCUGCAAUGGCAUUGUCGGUGCUGCUGAUGCACCCUGUGAAUAGGAGGGUUUUCCGCAAGGAUGAAAGAGGGGUUGUGAGUGCGGUUCAUUUGUUGAACCCUUCGUUGCAGGGAUUAGAUAAGAAGUACCCUGUUUCGUUGCUCGCUUCGUUAGUGCAUACAAAGAGUUGCAGAAAGCAAAUGGUAGCAGCAGGGGCUUGUGUAUAUACGCAGAAGCUUGUGGAGAUGGAUGUGCCGGGAUCAAAGAAACUCUUGGAGAGUCUCGGGCGUGGCAAGAUUUGGGGUGUUUUUGCUAGACCCUAG
Sphenostylis stenocarpa is the source of this 1680-nucleotide messenger RNA. The record is from the annotation of a GenBank genome assembly. Lineage: Eukaryota; Viridiplantae; Streptophyta; Magnoliopsida; Fabales; Fabaceae.